Molecule: messenger RNA, 342 nt
Organism: Penicillium coprophilum
Lineage: Eukaryota; Fungi; Ascomycota; Eurotiomycetes; Eurotiales; Aspergillaceae
Exons: 3
Coding region: 1-342 (113 amino acids)
Source: RefSeq, a predicted model, not a curated record
AUGAGUAACUUAUGCAUAACCUCCAUCUUAUUUGGGAGAAUUUCACAUCACUCUGCCGGCCACUUCAUGGCCAGAGUCUUCCCUGAUUGGAAGAUUGGGCUACCUGCCCCAUGGAGUCUCAAGAAGCGUGUAUUGGCCACACUGACUGCAAAUUCUGUGGCUAUUUACAGCCCGGAAGAUGGCUCUCAUCGUUCUUGUAGAGCUUUUAUACGGCACGCGAGUCAAAUUCAGCGACGACAUCGUUCAAACCCUUCCUCUGCUGGGUGGCGCCUUAAGAUCCAGUGGCCAACUCCACUGGCUCAGGCAUUGGUGACAGGCUUUCUCAAUCACUCGUCGAAUUAG